AUGAGUGUUGGGGUGUUAACACUAAACAUAAAAAACAAAUGUCAAGCUGGAUCAUGUAGUUGCGGUAAAACCCCGGAUAAAUUUGGUCUAAAGGUCAGUAAGGAGACAACUAUUCCUAAUGUCACAGGGUUCGUUAGAUAUACUCAUGAGCUCGAUGACGGGAAUACGUUCACUCUCAAAGGAGAGUUGAACGGAAAUGAGAGACUUGAGGGUGGAAGAUCCAUAGAGAAUGUUAGGGAAGUCUCUGUUUUCUAUUGGGAUGGAGAUGAAGAUGGGAGUGCACCUCUUAUCCUAGAAGUUGUUAAGGGACCCGAUGCUAGGGACACCGAAUACUACAUUAGAUAUGAAUAUGGUGAACAAGAAAUAUCAGGCAGUAGCGAAACAGUUUGGAAGCACCAUGGAUAUAUUGAAGGGAAACCGUUGCAAGAUAGGUUGGAUGAUAGGAACUUGGCUAGAAAUCAACGUAUUCCAUUCGGUCUUGAGAACCCUACCAAAUAUCGUAACUUUGGUUCUGAUCGUUCAAAAGGUAAACGAGUACAACUUGCCUCCUUAAAGUCUCUUAACGGUAGUGAAUACACUGUUACAACUUACAAUAUCAUCGAUCAGGACCUGAGAUUAUCAAGGAUAGAAUAUGACAAGGAAAAGAUUGAUAUUCCUAUUCCUGCCAAUACACUCGAUGGAAUAAGGCUCUAUUCAUCAUCGGGUAUUUCACAAGUACCGCUUAUGAUUGAAUUUAAACCGGUUAGUGGAGGUGAUUCUACUUUUCAUGCCAGUAAAAGUGAAACUACUUGGAACACUGUUGAUGGAAGGUCAGAGGACUUUUAUUAUGGUAAAGAUCUGGACGAGCAAACACCAAAAGAGGCACUAGCUAAUAAGCUAGAUGAGCUCGCCUGCUUCUACUACAACGCGGUUACCAUUGAUUUGUCCUAUGAUAUAUCUACAGGAAAAAGUAACUGGUAUUGUUGUAAUAAACACAAUAGCAAUGAAAAGGUCCAUGUCGAGCAAAAGCAUGUUUAUUGCAGGCAAGAUCGGAAUAAAAGCUCCAUUACAGCCUAUAAACACUCCAUUAAUGGUGGAAAACUUUCUGGCAUUAAAUUCUACCUUAGUUCUGAUCACUCUAAACAGAACAGGAAACGUAUAACAUCCGGUACAUUGAAACUGCCUGCUGAUGGACCGCUUGAUAUAUACACAUUUUACUGCCAAGGAAAUAAUCCGGUAUUAGUCUACAUCCAUUAUAGAAGUUCUCAGGGAAAUUCAGGAUGGUACAGAAAGCAGAGUAGAAAUGGUGAUAAUAGGCCCUGGAAAAGAACUGGUCCACUGAGUAGCAUAAAGUCUAAUCAUUUAGAGAAGGAGGGACUUAACUGUAAACAGUGGAAUAAACUCGUGGAUGAACUUAAGAAAUUAAAAUGUAAUGUGAGCCACUGUCCUGAAAAUUCUAAAUCUUUGCCUUCAGUACGUGCUGAAGGUGUUGAAAAAGGACAAGAAUCCGUAACACUUUCUGACGGGGAUGGUGACGAAGAUGAAGAAAAUGAGGAAUCUGAUGAUGAAGUAACCGAAGAAUUGACAACUCUUGGACUAGGCAUAUCAGCUAUAGCUGGCCAACUCGGAGCAUCCGUCCUAGGUAAAAUUAUCGAUAAGGCACUCCCAGAAACUUUCGGAGUAACUAAAGAUCUUAUUGAAUCUACUGCUCCAAAACUGUGGGCUAUUCUAUCUCCUGAUCCUCCUGCUGAUCCUGCUCAUACUUCUACUGCUAAAGUUACUGGUGCUGAGCCUUUUGCUUUCGCUACUCUUGGAUAUGCCUUAUCGGGAAUCCCCGGGAACCUCUACCUCUCCCUGGUCAUACUCUUUCCUUCCCUAUGGUUCCUCAAACUGAUACUCAUUCUUUUUGUCCUGAGAGAUUUUAAGCUUAGACUCAAGCUCUAG
Molecule: messenger RNA, 1923 nt
Organism: Theileria equi strain WA
Lineage: Eukaryota; Apicomplexa; Aconoidasida; Piroplasmida; Theileriidae
Exons: 2
Coding region: 1-1923 (640 amino acids)
Source: RefSeq, a predicted model, not a curated record